UGAGAACAGCUGAUCGACAACUUUCUCACAUGUUAAUACGGCGUAACUUUGUUAUUAUUUAACAUUUGCUGAGUAGGGCUGCUGUGAGCAAUGUAUCUGAACUGCCUACCACGAGCACAAUGGAAGCACCUACAAUGCCUGUUGCAUGUCCGUCAGCUUAAGUUGCUGAUGGGGCGUGCAAACAUCGGGACAAAGCCGCCCAUAGAAACAGCUGCUUUGCUGCCGGCAAAGAAACAUCAACUAAGGAGGUUCUCACAGCUGAUAGACGGAGCUCCCCAGGACAAAUUCGACGAAAUGAGUAAGCAGGAUGCUCUGCUAAGACGGCUGGAAGAGGCCAACACGAGCGACAGGCUUCUGGAGGUGUUGAAAAGCAGCGACAGCCUGCAGAGCUCCCAUGUGGUGGAGGCAAUCUCUCUGUUAUGGCAGCACUAUCAGGACAUGGAUCAGCCAGGUAGAGAAGCCAUCACACAACGUGUACUCGUGGAUAUACUGCCAAUGCUGGGUCCUUGCAUAAACCAACUGGAAGUCAACAAUCUUAGUCGUUGCUAUCUGUACCUGCGAAAAAUGCACAUACCAAACUGCGAGCCAGUCGUGGAGGCCACGCUAAUUAGAGCUCUUCAAGUGGUCGAAGCACAAGUGCAUGGAGCGGUCAUUCCAUUGACUGCCUUGUCCCGGCUCUCAGUGGGAAUUAACUUGGAGCGCGACUUCUUUACCCCGCUCGUGUGCAGGAACUUUGUGCCGCACCUGGAGCAACACAUAUAUCAAUGCCACAGUGAGGAGCAGGUGCGACUUCUGUCUACGUGCCUCUUUCAGCUGCACUUUCUCAUCGACGAGGAGCUACUUACACACUUUAAGAAUCGAGUGAUUGAACUGCUUCAAAUCGGCGUUCUUAGCAGCAAAACGCCUAAGGCUCUCCUUAAGGUGCUACACAUGCUUAAUAUUCCAUCGUGGUCACAACAUCACACUCAAUUGAUUCGGGAAGUCAUGCUGGCUUUGCGGCAAUGCAUCCACCAGAUGGAGUCCGGAGACCUAAAGAGCAUGUGCCGCGCAUUUCUGCACCACCAGGAGCCCUCCGCACUGAAGGAGCCACUUAAGGAAGCCACUGAGAAGUUAUUGCACGAUGAGAGCACGGCUGACGCUCUGUCGUGUGCCGUACCUUUUGCCACACCCCUCCAAAGGGAUAAGUAUUUGCAACAUUUUAGAGAACUACUCUACUCCGAAGAGGCUUGGCUGCCUGCGAAUGCAAGCGGACACUUUUUCAGUGUUCUGCGUGCAUUGAAGAUCUCCGACGUGGAUUUCUGCAACACGUACUGGUCUGGGGUUAUACGGGAACUGGAGUCUUGCCCGGAGGAGCAAACGCACCUGCGGUUUCUAAGGCAUUGUCAGCGAUACAUGAACUUUAAUAACAACCUGGGAGGAACGUACCGUCACUUCGAGCUAGAACGAAAGCUUAGUCGCAUGUGCAUGAGUGCUGUGGAGGAGGACUUAGCAGGAAGGCUGCCGACAAAGUUUGCUCGCCUGGCAGCCUUUGUGCUGGCUUACGGACAGACUCCUCUAGCCUGGAAAAAGUUUCCCAACAUUCUGCUCAGCAAGAUGCUCGCUAUGGCUCCUCAGCUUGGCAUCCAGGAUUGUUUUCUUCUCAGUCGAGGCAUGCAAAUAGCCUGUGAACUACGAUUUCGGCAACAUCUUCCUUCACUCGCUGGCAUGCAGCUCUCCACAAUGGACAGCAUUCUCAUCGGCUGUGCCGAAAGACAUUUGGCGGGUGCCGAAAAAGAUCCGCUGAAUGCCAGUGAAUUAAGCAUGAUUGUAAGAACACUUAGUCACCGCAAGACGCUGAAGAACACUGUUGUAUACAACCAAGCCCUGCUGCAAUACAAACGACUUAACUGCAAUGAUCUCAAUUCACGGGUGGUUCGGGACAUGGCAUACAACUUCAACACCUCGCAUUUCUGUGUACCCGAGCUUUUGGAGUCGAUGUACGGUUACAUCUCCGAACAGUAUGAGCACAUUACUGGCGACACAGUGGAGAAAGUGUUGACCUGUUCUUAUAACUUAGGCUUUACGCCUGCAUCUCAGGAGGCAUUAGAGUAUUCUUCUAGAGUGUUACUAAGAGACUUUGAGCAGAUGAGUGGAUUGUCUAUUGUCCAGGCUUGUCUAGCACUGUGCUUCUAUAAAUCGAUACCUGCGCAACUGAUCAAUCAGGUGUUUUGCGUGAAGUUCAUUCAGCGAAUUGAAGAUGAAAUUCAGUUUUGCUAUUCAAAGGCAACCUAUCCGGAACGGGUCCUUAACCUAGUAAUGCAACUGAACAGAACUGUCUGCUUGGAUUUCCCCGAAGCGAAUGUACCCUGGUUUCAGCAGAACUACAUUGAGGCCCAGAUAAACAAAAAAACCUUGCUUUCCAGUGGGUCCACUAGCGAGGUCAAACAGCUGCUGCAGAAGCUUCUCCAGAACGACAGUAAUUUCCGUUGCAACCACACAACCCCUUACGGGUAUCAAAUAGACUUUGUGAUACAUUUUGACCGGAAUAGGAAGCCCAUACCGGCACCUCCCGUUGAGUCUACCAUGUUGGAUCGCAUAACCAAAGUGGCCAUACUGUUGCUGAAACUAGACUCAUUUUGCGAGAACGAUCUGACUGCCUUACGGGGUCCAGAGUCUUUGAAGAUGAGACAUCUGGAGAUGAUGGGCUACAAGGUGAUGCAAAUUAACGAACACGACUGGAACUCAAAGUAUAUGGCAUCAACAACAGCCAAAGCCAACUACCUCAAGUGCUUGUUACAAAUUGCCCAUUAGCA
This is a messenger RNA of Drosophila takahashii, 2792 nucleotides long. RefSeq names its product FAST kinase domain-containing protein 1, mitochondrial. The record is from RefSeq and is a predicted model, not a curated record. NCBI's taxonomy places the organism in Eukaryota, Metazoa, Arthropoda, Insecta, Diptera, Drosophilidae. Gene Ontology annotation, biological process: regulation of mitochondrial mRNA stability.